Molecule: messenger RNA, 3860 nt
Organism: Carassius gibelio (silver crucian carp)
Lineage: Eukaryota; Metazoa; Chordata; Actinopteri; Cypriniformes; Cyprinidae
Product: protein phosphatase 1 regulatory subunit 15B
Exons: 3
Coding region: 800-2725 (641 amino acids)
Biological process (GO): response to endoplasmic reticulum stress
Cellular component (GO): protein phosphatase type 1 complex; endoplasmic reticulum
Molecular function (GO): protein phosphatase regulator activity
Source: RefSeq, a predicted model, not a curated record
GUUUAGAGACGCUCCCUUACAGCUUUUCUGAUGAAAUCUCUCUCCGCUUUAGCUCCGUGGCUAGCGAGCGAAACGGCGACGUCAACGAGUCUGAAAACCAAGUAUUUAUUUUUUUAAACGACUUAAAAGUGAAACCGAUUUGCCCGUAAAUCUAAAUCGAUUACUCUGACUCGAUUCUGAUGGUACAGCCGUUUUCCCCGUACAACUCACAGUAUUUUCUUCCGAAAACGCGGCAGCUGGGCUCGAUUGAGGUGACAGAAGACAGUUGAAGAAGAACCGACGCUCGUUUCCCUUCAGACGUCAAAAUGGCUUUUGUUUCAAGCUUUCAUUUGGAGACGGCACAGUUGGCGUUAAUACUGCGGUCAAUAUGGACGCUGAAGCUAAUUGCACGAGCCGGGUCGGACACAACACAGCCUGAACGAUAUGGACACUUUCAUUUACCCCGGAGAAUAUUUAUGUUUACUCAUGGAUGGUAUUAAGGGCUGAAAGGAAUGAGAAACGGAGUGUUUUACUUUUUUAGUAGCUAACAUUUAGCCAUACAUUAAAGCUUGAUACUAGCUGCGUUAGCCAGCUAAGGCCAUAUUUAGGUUUUAUUAAAAAUUGUUGUGCAUUAUCAGUAACAUCUAGAGACACUGAAACCUAACAUUCUAAACUCCAUCACUUUUAUGCAAAUAUAGUCUAAAUGGUGUGUUUCAAGGAGCGGCCACGUAUAAAGGAAGUAACCAACGUUAAAAGUCCGUAAUGUACCGGUUUUUAUUUUCGUUUACGUAGUUCAACACAUUUCAUAUUUUUCAGAAGUAUGAGCACACAUGGACACUUUUCUCCAGUGGACACGCGGUCCGCGCGUGACAGUGACGAGGGCCCUGACAGCUCGUGGAUAAGCGUCUUCUCUCUAGUUUCAAGGCCUGCGUGGUCGCUCUUUCAAAGGUAUUUCCCCGGAAGAACGCAAACAGCAUUUGAAAUGAAUUCAAGUCUAGAUCGUGGAAAUGCACUGGCACCUCUGAAAGUGGCAUACUUCAAGUGCCAGCAUCAAAACGCACCUGGCGCGUCCUCUGGAGACCCAGGGUCUCUUUCCUGGUUUACACACGACUCGUUGAGUGAACUGGGAAUUCAGAGUACCACCCAGAAAGAUUUUAUUCUUCAAGAGAAAGCGUCGGUCGGAUACAUAAGAACGGCGAGAAACGUAAUCACCCAGGUGUUACAGAACACGCAGGAAAAAAGGCGCGCGAAACCGGAAAACGGAUGCGAGUUGAGCCGGGAUACGCUGUCCGUGCGAACCCCAAACAGCUGGCGGUGGGGCGGAUUUUUGGAGGCCGAUGACAGACCUCCGAGCUGGCUGCUAAACGUAGCACAAAGCAGAAAAGAGACUGAUACGAGCUGGAAGCAUUGUGGAGAACAUCACAGUGUCGGCUAUUGUCAAAGCGAUGAUGGGUGGUCAAUGCACAGCGAAAGCGCUGGACCCUUGUGCUCUAAAGAGCUAGCCCACAAUGUAAGCCUGCUCAAAGCAGAAUCCCUCCCAAACUCAUACCAGCUUCCACUAGAUGUUGAGCAGCAACUACUGGUUUGUAGUAGUGCCUACAAUGAGGUGGUAAUUGUGACUCCAGACCAAGAUAAUGGAUAUUCCAGCUGGGAGGAAGAACACUCAAAUAAUAAGCUUCACAUGAAGCUGCUUUCCCAAGAACAGGAGGUGUCGGAAACAGCCAGCACUGUUACCUCAGCGGACGGCUCAUCUCAGACUAACACUACAGGGAGCGAGUUCCAUAGUGAACCAAUCACUAGUGAGGUUGAAAUUAAGGAAAGCGAGGAGGACGAUUUAAAAAAGAAAGCAGAAAGCAUUCCAGCUGCUGAAAACGUUGCCUUUUUGGCCGCUCCUCAAUGUCAAAACAAGGUCAUCGCUUACAUCAUGGGCAGUCCUUGUAGCGGCGAAUCCGAAUCGGAGGAUGAUGGCGAUUGGGACAGUAAUGACGAUGAUGGCUUUGACAGUGAAGGCUCAUCCCAUUUCUCAGACUCUGAGGACCUAGAUGACAGUGACGAUGAAUCUGAGGAAAGUUCAGAUGGAGAGGAGGCCGACUCUGAGACUGAGAGGAUGUGGAAUUCUCUGUGCCAAAACGGAGAUCCUUAUAACCCGAGGAACUUCACAGCUCCCAUAAGGACUGCCUCCAAGCCAAACCCUGCGACUACAGACUCUUCGGUCUCAGAGUCUCCGUCAGCGCAUAUGUCCACCCCGCUUUCACCUCCUCCAUCAUCACCCUCACUCUCAGAGAAUGAGUCCAGCGAAGACACCUGCGAGAUGGACGAGGAAGAGAAUCAGAGAUUGUGGAACUCUUUCAGCUGCGCAGCAGAUCCUUACAGCCUCUUCAACUUCCAGGCCCCAGUACAGACUAGAAAAACCCCCAAAGGGUGCUGGAAGGAGAAAGUGCCUGGAACGCCUCACUACAGGAGAGAGGAGGCUGAGGAGAGGCUAGACAGUGGAUUCUCCGAGAUUUCCUCUGUGCCAUGCUCAAGCAGUGCCAUGGCUGUUCAGCUGAAGAAGGUGACAUUUGUUGAAGAGGUUGAGGUGUUCUAUGCCAACAGCGAUGAGGACCGUCAUGGACCCUGGGAGGAAAUCGCCCGGGACCGCUGUCGUUUCCAACGCCGUGUUCAGGAAGUGGAAGAAACUAUCAGCUACUGCCUUUCUCCAACUUUCCGUCUGGACAUUUUUCAAAGACUAAACAAUACUAGCUAAUUAAAAGCCCUGUUUGACAGAAAGUGUAAACAAUGAAUAAGAAUGAAUAUAUAUCAAUAGUUUAAUUCAGGUCAUCCGGAGGCCCUUCAAUGUUCAAAGGGCUCACAAGUCACAAAUCAAAGGAACUCUGUAGUUCCUGACAGGGAAGGUCACCUCACUAGAGUAUGCUAAUAUGUUUUGUGCUGAGUGUUGUGUGGAUUCUGAAAAUAUGCAUUUUGUUUUAUAUUUUUGCCACAUGUCACGCUGUCCUUUUUAGCCCUUAAUACAAAAUUUAGAUUUUAUGCAGAAAAACAAAGGGGACCUACAUGUCAUGUCCUGCAGGAUUCCCACUCAUGCUUAUUGGAGGAUUGCUUUAGUGAUUUAUAUGAUUUGGUUAGUGAUGCAUGAACAGUACGCAAAAGUGCACUAACUUCACCCCAUGAAGCAACACUAAAUUGACAUUCAUCUUUCUCUUAGAACUGCAUUGCAAAAGUAUUCUGGAGGGGAAAUGAGGUGUUAGCUUCCCAAUCCCUGUUGUUUUCAACUCACAGGCCUUCAUAUUAACCCCUCGUGUUGUAACCUCAAAGCCAAAGAUAACAUACUUCUGCUCUACAAAGGAUCAUAAAGCCAGGUCUCAGUGUUUGAUGCCACAGGGGUGCAGUAUGUGAACGAUUCCCCAGAGUAAUCACUCUCAUUACCCACAUUAAACCUAGUGGUAUUUUGCUGGAGCUGAGCAAUGCUUAUAUCAAUGUCUGUUCCUGUGUUAGAUAUAUGGGUGUGGGCAUUAGUGCAAUGUAUUUGCAUGAUCCUAAAUAGAAAGAUGUUCUUUUCCCUAUCACUAUUUUUGGACACAACCAUGUGUGGAAAUCACUGUCGCGUAACAGGGUUUUUCUCUGUGCUUUGGACUGUGACGGCUGUGACAAACAUGGUAAAUUCUUGACUAUAAAGUUAAAAUGCAGGGACAAGAUGCACGUUUUUGAUUUGAACUAUAAUAUGCUUGAUGUUGAAGCAUAAAGGUAAUUUGUUAAUCAGUAUAAUUAACAAAUGCAUUUUAUUUUUGCAAUACAUUUUACCAGUUAUGCAUCUGUAAUGGCAUUUGUGAUGAAACAUUCUAGUCCUAAUUUAAUUAAAAUUCAAUAAAAAGAAUUGCAGGAAA